AUGAUUGCUCUGCAGGAGACCAAGUGCAGAAGGAGCGACGUACGACAGAUGAAUGACGGUACACUCGUCAUUCGUGGAGAGAAGGUUCCGUCGCGAAAUGUAGGCGGUGUUGGUUUUGUUGUGCACCCAUCUGUCGUCCAUCUUAUCAAAUCUCACGAGAUCCUGUCACCUCGUCUGGCCAUUCUUCGCCUCCGCCCUCUGCGCUAA
This is a messenger RNA of Necator americanus (New World hookworm), 207 nucleotides long. RefSeq lists its product as uncharacterized. NCBI's taxonomy places the organism in Eukaryota, Metazoa, Nematoda, Chromadorea, Rhabditida, Ancylostomatidae. The transcript has a single exon. The record is from RefSeq and is a predicted model, not a curated record. The coding region runs from base 1 to 207 and encodes 68 amino acids.